AUGUACACAACUUAGUUAGAAUAAUUAUUAUCUUUUUUUCCAGAAAAAGAAUCAAUAAUAUUUGCUAAAAUUGAUGCGGAAAAUUUGCCUGAAAUAUCCUCCAAAUAUUAGAUAUAAUCAGUCCCAACACUUCUCUUAAUAGAUUGUCUUAAAAAAGUAAAAAUUCUUAAAUUAGAAAAUGAACCAAUUGCUUAAUUAUUAGAAACAUUAACGAACGAAAAAGAAAAAUAUGAGAAAUAAUAUAUAGCAGAAAAAGAACAUUUUUUUUCCAAAAUAAGUUAAAUAUUGUCUAACCCUGGUCUCACAAUGUUUAUUGUAGGUACUCCAACUGCUCCUUAAUGUAGAUUUACACGAUAAUUAGUAGACAUAUUAGCAGAAAUGGAAGUAAAGUUUUAAUAUUAUGACGUAAAUACGGAUGAUGAUAUGGUUAUAUGGUUGAAAUAAUAUAGUAAAUGGCCUACGUUUCCUCAAAUUUUUAUAAAUGGAGGAAAUUUAGUUGGGGGAUUGGAAGAAGUAAAAAAAUUAGAAAAAGAAGAUAAACUAUUGGAAAAAAUCCCAGGAAGUGAAUGGGUUUUAGAUAGUGAAAAGAAAAUUAAAUUUUUAUUAAAAAAUUAUAAUGUUUUAGCUUUUAUUAAUGGAGUUCCUAAUGAUUCUAAUUGUGAAAAAUCAAAAGAAUUUAUAGAAAUUUUAAAUAAGUUGAAUAUUUAAUUCGAAUUCUUUAACGUUGAUUUUGAUAUUGGGGUUUCUGAAUAGCUAAAAAAAAAUCAGGGUUUAAUUAAAUUCCUUAGCUAUAUGUUGAAAGUGAACUUAUUGGAGGAUUAGAUGUA
Messenger RNA from Ichthyophthirius multifiliis, 827 nucleotides. RefSeq lists its product as hypothetical. The record is from RefSeq and is a predicted model, not a curated record. The annotation marks the transcript as partial. The transcript is spliced from 2 exons. NCBI's taxonomy places the organism in Eukaryota, Ciliophora, Oligohymenophorea, Hymenostomatida.